AUGUCGUCUGCUUUUGCUGCUGGUAAAGAAAAUAUUGAAAACAUGGAUAAAUUUGGUUUGAAGAGUCCACGUAAAAUUCUUGCCGAGAAUGUUAAUAAUGUACGUAAAAUGUCCAUUGGUACUGAUGAACCCGUACCCAACAAGGAAGCAACAACAAAUACCACUACUACAAGCAAUGUUGCUGGCACGUCUUUGGCCAACCGACCUGCUGUUCCCUUUGAUCCGUCUAUUGAACCCCUGCUAAAGGAAAAUCCCAAACGUUUUGUUAUAUUCCCAAUACAAUAUUUGGAUAUUUGGCAGAUGUACAAAAAGGCUGAAGCUUCAUUUUGGACCGUGGAAGAAGUUGACCUCUCCAAAGAUUUAACAGAUUGGGAAAAACUAACAGACAAUGAACGCUUUUUCAUUUCCCAUGUUCUGGCCUUUUUCGCCGCCUCCGAUGGCAUU
Molecule: messenger RNA, 444 nt
Organism: Musca vetustissima
Lineage: Eukaryota; Metazoa; Arthropoda; Insecta; Diptera; Muscidae
Product: ribonucleoside-diphosphate reductase subunit M2-like
Exons: 1
Biological process (GO): deoxyribonucleotide biosynthetic process
Molecular function (GO): oxidoreductase activity
Source: RefSeq, a predicted model, not a curated record